AUGACGGUCACCUUUGAUGUACCGCCCUACGUCUUGUCCCCAUUGGACCACACCAUUCCAAAGAUCUACGUCUCCUUUUUUCUGUCUUUUGCGCUAGAAAAUAUAGAUGAUGGUCUUCUAUCAAUCAAGAUAGGCAUCGUCAAACUUCUACAUCGUCUUCCAUAUCUAGCAGGAGAUAUAAUCCUGCACGAAAAGGCGGAUGGGCAUGAGAAUCUUCAGUCCGUGGUGGAUCCGGACAAAGAGAUAAAUCCUCUACCAAUGCUGCAAGUAAAAUACCACCCAGAACUCUCUCUCAGAGAGAUUGCAUCCAAAAAAGUCAGGAGUGGUAUGGAAAAUUUACAUCUGGCAAAGAAAUGCGCGCCGCUGCCUGAUUUCAUCAAUCCACAGGAAAGACGACCAAUCGUACGAUUUGCCGCCAACGUCAUGGAAGACGGCAUUCUUCUAGCCAUGACGAUCAAUCAUUCCUUUUUUGAUGGCAGUGGUGCAGGGACGAUUUUGGAAGCGCUAGCUGAGUGUUGUCGAACACCCAAUCGUGAUCUGAGUUCGCCGAUUUUCACUUUGUCGGAUCAGAUUUCACGAGAGGGUAUGGCCCUUCUCAGCGUUGGUGUGGAUGCAGACAUCGACCAUUCAAAGUCAUACAAUGCCGCCGGAACCGUUCCGUGUCUUUCAUCAGCUGGAUGGUCCACUAUGGUGGAAUCAUUUGCCACCAACUUGACAAGUUGUCGGCUUCAGCUAUCAGCCCAAAAACUUAAUGAUCUAAGAGACGCAUGUAAUCGGAUUCUUUCCGAUACAAAAUGUGCGGACUGGCCAUCGUACGUAUCGAGUAAUGAUGUUGUGUCCGCUCUUAUUGCCAUAUGUCGGGGCAAAUGCCACAGCAAAAAAGACAGUCAUGAUACUGAGUUAACCACGAUUGUCAACCUGCGUUCUCGAGUCGAGCCGCCUUUCCCGGACCACUAUUUGGGAAACAUGAUUACUGCAGUCCGCUCUCUCGUUGGCUUGGGCUCAUCAGAGGAUAAAUUACACAUUCGCAACCCCUCUCAGGCUGGCAAGCUGGGCAUCACACCCGAAGAUUUGGUACAAAUCAGCAUGACUGCAGCUCGAAUCCGACAAAGUGUCCUGGCCAUUGACAAUCGCUAUGUGCGAAGUCUAUUUGGAUACUUGCCCCAACAAAAAGCUUGGAAUGCAAUCAAUAUGCAGGCAUCAGAUUUCUCUGUCUCCAGUUGGCGAGACUGGAAGGUGUAUGAUUUUGAUUUCGGGCCGGACUUAGGGAGCGUCUCUCAUUUCCAAAUGCAUUUUGGGCUAAAUGAUGGCUUGACUGUAAUAAUGCCAGCAGGAGCUGCACCUUCUGCGGGGUCUUCUACCAAGCGCAAGAAGAUCGGAGCGAGCUGGGACAUGCAGCUGAUGAUCCAGACCACCGAUUUGUCUUCGCUGACAAGUAGUCCGUUGUUUCAAUGGGCGUUUGGUGACCUCGGGCGAACUUAA
Penicillium angulare is the source of this 1482-nucleotide messenger RNA. RefSeq lists its product as uncharacterized. NCBI's taxonomy places the organism in Eukaryota, Fungi, Ascomycota, Eurotiomycetes, Eurotiales, Aspergillaceae. Bases 1 to 1482 code for a protein of 493 amino acids. The record is from RefSeq and is a predicted model, not a curated record. The transcript has a single exon.